Messenger RNA from Spodoptera litura, 2016 nucleotides. The record is from RefSeq and is a predicted model, not a curated record. NCBI's taxonomy places the organism in Eukaryota, Metazoa, Arthropoda, Insecta, Lepidoptera, Noctuidae.
AUGAAGUAUACUGUGACAUACAUUGCCAAGUUUGCACAAAAGCUUGAAACUCGGGGUGGUAGAAUUUUAGCGCUUGUCCCUGCUCAUAAUGCACCUUCUGACGAUAGUGAACCUUCCGAUAUUGAAGAUGAGAUACCUGAGCACGCUCCGCUUUCUAUGUCCAGUUCUUCUGCACCCUCAAUUGAAAGCUCCUUAGAAAGACUAAACCUUUUUAAUGAUGAACAAGAACCCACUAACGACAAUGUUCGCCUUACAUCCAUUUUCCAAACUGUUUAUUCGAGCCCAUCUCUAGAACCGAAUUGUAAUAAAGUACCAAUAUUGAGUGACAUCCCAUCAUUUCCCGCAACACCUGCGUCACCUGUAACUCCUGCUACUCCCACAAAUUCUGCAACAGCUUCACUUCUUGCACGCUCUGCAUCUUUUGGUUUGGAAACACCACGCAUGCCAGCGAAUGCCACCUCCACAUCACUUUUUUCCAGAACAACAAGAUCACAACGUUCUACUAUUAGAGGUAGUGUUGCUCAACGACCUAGACGAAUUCAAAAGUACACUCUGAGCUAUCGUUGGAAAAAAGCUGUGUUUCGUCAUUUGGCUACUAUGGAAGAGGAAUCGGAUUCUAUAGGCGACGCCACUAUCCAAACCCCCCUGGAAUAUUUCUAUAAGUUUUUUUCUCCUGACAUUUUGACACACAUUCUGGAACAAUCAAAUGCUUAUGCAGUAUCUAAAACUGGACGUACACUAGGUUUGACUGAAGACGAAUUACGAGACUUCAUAGCUAUACAUAUCAUAAUGGGUGUGGUGAGCAUGCCAUCUUACACUGAUUAUUGGAGUUUGCGAUACAGGUACAAACUAGUGGCUGAUCUGAUGCCACUAAAACGCUAUCAACAGAUACGUCGCUAUUUACAUUUCGUUGACAACAAUAUCGAAGAUUCUGAUAGAUAUUAUAAAAUUAGGCCGUUGGUGCAAAAAAUAAGAGAAAAUUGUUUAGCUCAAGAAAAUGAGAGGAGGUUUAGUAUUGAUGAGAUGAUGAUCCCAUAUAAAGGGACAAAAGCGGGCAAGCGUCGUCAAUACAUGAAAGACAAACCAAAUAAGUGGGGAUUUAAAAACUAUGUACGCGCUGGAGUGUCUGGCAUGAUCUAUGAUUUCAUCUUGUAUGGAGGAGAGGAUACAUUUAGAUUCCAUACUUUUAGCGAACAAGAAGCCUCUAUCGGAUUUGGAGCGCAAGUGGUGAUCGCUUUGUGCAAAACUAUAAAAUCUAAACCAGCUUUUGUAUUCUGUGACAACUUUUUUAGCUGCCCAGAGUUAUUUUACAUACUUAGAGAAGAGUAUGGGAUCUUUGGACUGGGAACCAUCAGAAACAACAGGUUGCGAGGUGCAGAAGCAAGUCUGCCUUCAGAAAAAGAAAUGAAGAAGAAACCCCGGGGUAGUCAUGCUCAAGCCACUUGCAACAAAAACCGCCUGGCCGUAGUACGUUGGCAUGAUAACAAAGCAGUGACAUUGAUAAGUUCCUAUGUAGGCGUUGAACCAGUAGGUACAAUAAAAAGGUACUGCAAGGACUCUAAAACUAAAGUUGACGUUCAAUGUCCGCAAAUAGUGAAGGAGUACAACAAGCACAUGGGAGGGGUUGACUUGGCCGAUAUGCUUAUAUCUUUAUAUAGAACACCGUUCAAGACAAGGAGAUGGUAUAUUGGCAUAUUUGCCCAACUCCUGGAUAUAUGCAUAAAUAACGCAUGGCUUCUCCACAGAAAGGAUUCAAAGUCAAAAUCUAUGCCUCUGAAGGACUUUAGAUUCGAGUUGUACGAGGGUCUAACAAAAUACCAACGUUCCGAAAAUGGUAUCAAAGGCACGAAAAAACGAGUGCCACAAGCUAGUCCUGCGGAAACAUCACGGUAUGAUAACAUUUUUGGUUCCCCUGGUGUGGCCUUUAUGCGUCGCCGUGUGGGUGAAGAAUUUAAGCCAGAGUGUGUGUUCCCAACCGUUAAACACGGUGGCGACAGCAUAAUGAUCUGGGGGUAG